AUGCAAGCCUCCCGCGUCUGCAUGACGAACUAUCUACUGCAUUGGCCUUCAUCGCACCCCGAGGGGCUUCGAAUCCUAUGUGACACAAGUAGCUGUAGCCCAAACAGAUCGUCCUACGACCGAAAGGUUUAUAAAAGGGGUUCAGACUGUGAAGCAGCAAUGAUUGACUGUCAUCGACUCCUCCCUUCUUCGUCUUCGUCGCCUUCUUCUCUUUCCGACAUGUUCUGCCGGCGCCUCUUGGUGUUGCUUGUCCUUGUGGCAGGCCUCUUGGCCGCCACCGCCGAUGCGCAGCCCAGCCGUCGCGACCACUCGCGGCGUGUGUCGGAUUGUUCCAACAAGCUCAACCGAUUCGGCUUGCGCCCCGCCAGGCUUUUCUGCGUCGCCUAUCUCAACGGUCGCCAGCCUACCACGCCCUCAACGACGCUCACCACGACGCAGACAACGACGCUGGCAGCCGCCACGACGACGGUGCCCGCCACAGUGACCUCUACCGAGACUACGACGGUGAGCGAGACCACGACGACGACGCUGUCGACCUCGACGGCAACCACGACGACCGAGACGAUUACCACCACGCCCACGAGUACCGACAGUGUGACGGCUACCGAAACAACGACCACGACUGUCACCGAUGUCGAUGCGCAGCGCAGACGACGUUCUGUCUUGCCCACCGCUCUCAACCCUGUGCCACCUUAUCAUGAUGGGUCGCCGCUGGAAAAGCGGGGCGCGCUGACGAGCUCGCAGGCGGCCAGCAUCUUCGGCUCCUUUGUCUCGAGCGAAAUCACUGAAGCCUGCCUGCUCAUCGUCUACGGGCGCACGUCGAACCCAACCCAAAAGGUCACUGCCACCGUCACUGCCACGAGCACUCCAGCCCCGCUCACGACCAGCUCCACGACGACCCAGGCUGUGACUGAUACCAAGACCGACACCUCGACCGAGACUGUCACGACGACGACGGCCACCUUGACCGUGACGAGCACGUCGGUCGAGCAGGCACCCACCGUGACGGUGACGACGACGGUAGCCACCGAUACUGUCACCUCGACGACCACAGUGGCGCCAGCACCCACGGUGACCUCUGGUGUCCUUAAGGCUGUCCUGGACGAUGGCACUAUCCAGUACGCCUCGACGUCAACCGACUUUGGUUCGGCCUCGAGGAAACUAUCGCUUGUGUCGGGUGCCGAUUCCGCCUCGAGGGUGACGUUGGACCUCACCGCGAGUCGCCUGCUUCUCGCCAGCGACACCACCUUCAAGUCGUCUACCGUCGGUUCUUCAUCCGUCUACUACUUCCGCAUGACUCAAGACGGCGCCUAUUCGCCGCAGAACAUCAUUACCUGCUCUUUGGCGAGCGGCACCAACCAAUUGUCAUGCACAACCUCCGAAGGCUACACGGUGCUCCAAUCGUGCGGGGGCCAGUUGUCCAUUGGCAGCAUCAAUGGCUGCGGCACAGGCGUGACCCUGUACCUUCAGUAA
This is a messenger RNA of Pseudozyma hubeiensis SY62, 1473 nucleotides long. RefSeq lists its product as hypothetical. Bases 1 to 1473 code for a protein of 490 amino acids. The transcript has a single exon. The record is from RefSeq and is a predicted model, not a curated record. Lineage: Eukaryota; Fungi; Basidiomycota; Ustilaginomycetes; Ustilaginales; Ustilaginaceae.